CAUACAACAUGUCCUUUAAAAAUCUGGAUAUAACAUUUAUUUUUUUGUGUUUUCUAUCUGCUAGUUUCGAAUUUUUGUUAGAUGGAAAACCCCAUUCAUCAUUUAAUACAACGAGUGUAGUCGUCACUGACCAGUUAAGCCUUCUGAAGGAUUUGAUAAUUGAGGAACGUCAGGCUAGGAUUCAAUUGAAAAACCAGAUGGAGAAUCUACAAAAUUAUACCAAAUCUUUGGAACAACAGUUACAAAGUAUAAAUAAUACACAAAGCAGCAACCACCAAUUCAUUGUUUCUGAAAAUAAGCGGUUAAAACAAGAUAUUUUUACACUUUUCAAAAUGGAGCUGAACAUAUCGAAAGAAAUUACAACAACGCACACAAAGAUAACAAACAUGACAGCAGUACUUAACCAAAAAGUUCAUACCACUGAAUUAGAUUCAAGACAGAACUGGAAUAGUACAAAGAAGUUUCUGAAUACCAUUUUAAGUAAUGAAUUCAAAACUAAUGAUCGGAUACUGGCACUAGAAUCAAAUAUGACUAAGACGUAUGCAAAAAUAGUUCAGAAACUUGGAGCAUGGUCGCAGAGAGCAUUGUUCUCAGCAUGGCCUGAUACUACCACCAUACACGCCGGGGGAGAAAUUCCUUUCACCAAAAUUCAGGUCUCAAAUGGAAUCAAAGACUUAUCGCCGAUAAGGAACCAUGGAAGAUUCAUUUGUGAAAAAGACGGAUUUUACAUUGUUUCGUGCUUUAUAAGGACGGACACCAGUAGCGCUAAAUUUCGUAUCGAACGAAAUAACGAUAUAAUAGCGGCUGGUUCAAAACAUGGAGAUUCUGGAUUUGAAUCUCACGCCGCCAUUGUAGCAGUACAUCUACACGUGGGAGAUGUCAUCAAUGUAACUGCUGGGGACACAAUGGUUGUUGACAGUAAAUUUGACUCCGUAUUUACUGUUGUUCAAAUCAUUUGAAAACAAAU
Mytilus trossulus (common blue mussel) is the source of this 967-nucleotide messenger RNA. RefSeq lists its product as uncharacterized. The record is from RefSeq and is a predicted model, not a curated record. The coding region runs from base 9 to 959 and encodes 316 amino acids. The transcript has 2 exons. Lineage: Eukaryota; Metazoa; Mollusca; Bivalvia; Mytilida; Mytilidae. Gene Ontology annotation, molecular function: protein binding.